AUGGGGAAAUAUGGCUUGAACCUUGCCAGGGAUCCAGCAAGGGACCCUGCUAUUCUUACUGAUCAGGACUGUCAAACUGAGGAUGGUGAUGAGAAUCCAGACCGUGGAAACUGGACCAAUAAGACAGAGUAUAUGCUCUCGAUGAUAGGCUUUGCUAUUGGCCUUGGAAAUAUCUGGAGAUUUCCAUAUAUAGCUUUUAAAAAUGGAGGGGGUGCCUUUCUCUUCCCUUAUUUCCUGAUGUUGGUGUUAUGUGGAAUUCCUCUUUUCUUCCUGGAAAGCGCCAUUGGUCAAUUUUGCAGCCAAGGUCCGAUCAAUGUGUGGAGGGCAGUGCCAAUCCUGCAGGGUGUUGGCUUUUCCAUGGUUAUGGUGAACAUAUUGGUUUCAAUAUAUUAUAAUGUCAUCGUGGCCUACAGCCUGUACUACAUGUUCGCCUCUUUCCAGUCUCCUCUGCCCUGGUCCAAAUGCUCCAGUUGGUCUGACAAAAAUUGCAGCAGCGCACCUUUAGGCAAAGGCCCAUGUAAUGUAAAUAUGGGGUUUUAUAUUUUGUACUGUAAUGUAAGUGGCGUUCUGGUGUCAAACUGGACUCAAGAAAACAGCACAUGUCCUUCUUCCAACAUGAUCAGGGUUCCAGUGCAGAGCCCAAGUGAGCAGUACUGGGACCGUGUGGCUCUGCAGAGAUCAAGCGGUCUUGAUGAAACAGGACCAAUAGUUUGGCACUUAGCCCUCUGUCUGCUGCUGAGCUCCGCAAUUCUUGCUACAGUACUUAUUAAAGGCAUCAAGUCCUCAGGAAAAGUUGUGUAUUUCACAGCUACAUUUCCUUAUGUGGUGAUUCUGAUCCUGCUGAUCAGAGGUGUGUCAUUGGAGGGAGCUGGAGAUGGGAUACAGUUCUUCAUUGGCUCUAAAUCCAAUUGGACUAAACUGACUGAGGGACAGGUCUGGAAGGAUGCAGCAACUCAGACUUUCUUUUCCUUGUCUAUUGCUACGAGUGGAGUUUUAACUCUUGCUUCCUACAGCAACUUCCGCAACAACAUGUACAUGGAUUCAAUCAUUGUAACCUUCACAAACCAUGGAACCAGUGUUUUUGCAGGCUUUGCCAUCUUCUCUAUUUUGGGUCAUAUGGCUAAGGUCUAUGGAAAGCCUAUUGGAGAAGUAGUAAAGGAAGGAUUUGGUCUGGCCUUCAUUGUGUAUCCAGAUGCUUUAGCUAAGCUCCCCGUCUCCACUUUCUGGUCCAUUCUGUUCUUUUUCAUGCUUUUCAUUGUUGGCCUGGACUCCCAGUUUGCACAAUUAGAGGUGGUUGUCACCUGCCUGUGUGAUGCCUAUCCUGAAUUCUUCAAACCCAAAAGAGCCGUGGUGACAGUAGCAGCAGUCGCCAUCCUCUACCUGCUGGGCCUGCCAUUAGUCACAAGGGCAGGAAUAUACUGGGUGACUUUAAUGGACCAGUUUGUGGCCAGCUGGGUGCUGCUUGUUUUGGCUCUCUUUGAGGUCAUUGGCAUCUUCUACAUUUAUGGAGGGAACACUUUUAUACAAGACAUUGAGAUGAUGAUUGGAAAAAAGACCUUUUGCUUCUGGGUUUGGUGGAGAGCAUGUUGGUUCUUCAUCAGCCCCUGCAUCAUUUUGGUGGUCCUAUUGUGGUCUAUCAUAUCCUUUGUGCCUCCCACCUAUGGAAAGAUCCACUAUCCGGCCUGGGGUUUGGCUCUUGGUUGGUGCAUGGUAAUAUUCAUCCUCAUGUGGAUCCCGUUGGUAGCCGUAUACAAACUGAUGAGGGCAGAGGGAAGCCUCUGGCAGCGUGUGAAGUCAUUGUGUGUACCCUCUGAGAAGUGGCAUCCCUACUUGGAGAUCUAUCGAGGAGAACGCUACUCUGAAGACAACUGUCGCCGACGAAGAGUAGUGUCAACAAACAAUAAGGAAAUGUAAAUUUAACUUUCAUAUUAGGGGACUUUUUGAACACUGAAGUCACUGGCAUGUGCUUGUGAAAGAAAGCAGUCACACAGAAAGGAUAACAUGAAAAGUACAUGCAGCUUAAGGCUUCCAUGUGCUGUGACUGUGCUUACACAGAAAUACAUGUUUCUUUUUCAAACAACCAGUUCAAGCCAAAGCUUAACACCCAAAUAAAGUAUGAUAAUGGGAGUAAUGAAAGAGCAGACAUCCACUCAAAUAAGUGUCCUUUGCAGUAGACCCUUUAGACAGAUACCUGCAUAUGAAUGCAGAAUCUGAGGGGGCAAUGCACAGUUUUAUGGUGUUCUGGUUGCUAUUUGUGUGAGUGUGUAGAGGGAUAUUGUCCUUGCAGUACAAAAGUCUGUGUGAGGGGCCAUAAAGGCAAAUAAAAAAAAGCUGUAAUGUAAGCCUCUAACCCAUUAGCUAUCUUCUGACAAUACAUCAGCUUUUUAUUAGCCUCUAUAAUGAGACAUCUUUAUGUCCAUGGAGAUAACUAUCCAGAUGUAGCCUGUAUUUUUUUUUGUCUUUGAUGUGCAUUCAUGGUCAGCUACCACAUUGUUAAAAAAUUUGAUUCCUUAAUUCAGCUCUAUGAGCACAUACGACUGGAUUGAAAUCACUUAAAAUG
Molecule: messenger RNA, 2560 nt
Organism: Notolabrus celidotus (New Zealand spotty)
Lineage: Eukaryota; Metazoa; Chordata; Actinopteri; Labriformes; Labridae
Product: sodium- and chloride-dependent neutral and basic amino acid transporter B(0+)-like
Exons: 16
Coding region: 1-1914 (637 amino acids)
Biological process (GO): sodium ion transmembrane transport
Cellular component (GO): membrane
Molecular function (GO): L-proline transmembrane transporter activity
Source: RefSeq, a predicted model, not a curated record